GUUCCGAACACGAUUUGCGAGCAGCCAUUUAGUAGGUUCCACGACCGCAAGGUCGCAAAAUGCCACCAUUGCUUAAUUAUUGUCAUCGAUGAUUACUCGACUUGGCACUUUUGGCCUUUUGCUGAUGCGUGUAAGAUGCACUCGACUAUAUACGGUGUAAAGAAGGACGAGGGAUUGCUAUCAGUGCCAGCUUAAUGGAUAGAAGCGGUCACGCCCGAUAUAUUCGGACGGGGUUCCGCGCAAAAUCACUGGAUUUGGUGAAGCUGUGUCACCGACCUUGUAAAGAAUUUGUCAAUAGAGUUAUGCAGUUGUUUGAUUUUUUCGUUGUUAGUGGUGUUCCUAUCUAUAGACCUGUAGUAUAAUGGGGUCAUAUUCGGAGUCUACUGAUAAGGCUAGGAGGCACGAGACCCUUAUACAUGAUCAAAUGGGCGCCUCAUUGCAUAGGGAAAAUGUUUGUGAAGCGAUCUACCCAUGCCGAAGAUUCGGCUAUCGGGAAUGCUUUCUAUUCGAAAACAAGAUAUCCUAUGUCGAAACUGGCGAGGAUCAGCUUCAUCGUGGCCUCCAGAGCUACCACUUACAGUUCAUUGCCAUUGGAGGCACUGUCGGUACUGGCUUGUUCCUUGGUAGCGGAGAGGCUCUGGCAACAGCUGGCCCCGUCGGCUGUCUCAUCGCCUUCAUCUUUGUCGGUUCGAUUGUGUUUUCUAUUAUGACUAGUCUUGGCGAGAUGGCAGCGUUUAUACCUGUGGCCGGAUCCUUCACCGUGUACGCUUCUCGAUUCGUCGACCGCUCUCUCGGAUUUGCAAUGGGAUGGAUCUAUUGGUUUAGUUGGUCGAUAACUUUUGCUCUCGAACUUGUGGCGGCUGGCGUCAUUAUCCAGUAUUGGGAUGCGGAUCUCAGCAUCGGAAUCUUCAUUGCCAUCUUUUGGGCAGUCUUUACAGCUAUGAACUUCUUACCCAUCCGAUGGUUUGGAGCCUUCGAAAUGUGGUUCUCCAUGAUCAAGGUUGUCACCAUUAUUGGCUUCAUCAUCUUCGCCAUUUGCAUCGACGCUGGGGCGGGAAGAAAUGGUUACCUUGGGUUCCAUGCUUGGUCUACCCCUGGCCCCUUUGCUGAAUACAUCACAACUGGCAACACAGGCAAAUUCAUUGGGUUCUGGUCAGUUCUGGUCACUGCCGGGUUCAGUUAUCAAGGUGCCGAACUUGUUGGUAUAGGUGCAGGAGAGACCCACGACCCAGCCAAGAAUGUGCCAAAGGCCAUCCGGUGGACGUUCUGGGGCAUAUUCUCAUUAUUUGUGGCAACCAUCUUCUUUGAUCUCUUGAUCGGCACUACCAAUGCCUCAGCAUCACCACUUGUCAUCGCAGCCAAUCUAGCUGGAGUUGCCGUCCUUCCUCACAUCAUCAACGCUGUUCUUUUAACCGCUGUACUCUCCGCCGCGAAUUCGAACGUUUAUUCUGGAAGUCGAAUCUUGGUUGGCUUGGCCACAGAAAACAAUGCUCCCGCACUCCUAAGCCGAACAAAUCAGCACGGAACCCCAUACUUCGCGGUUGGUGCCACUUCAGCAGUCGGCCUUCUUGCUUUCCUCAACCUAUCGGAGAGUGGAGGAAAUGUCUUCAGUUGGUUAUUAAACAUUACCGCGAUAGCUGGCUUCAUUACCUGGUCCUGUAUAAGCAUCUGCCACUUGCGAUUCAUGAAGGUCCUAAAGGCCAAGGGAAUUUCUCGAACAGUGUUACCAUACGCGGCACCCUUACAACCAUACCUGACGUGGUUUGGACUCUUCUUUGCUGUGCUAAUCCUCUUAACGAAUGGAUUCACGGUCUUCAUUGAGUGGAGCACUAGCGACUUCUUUGUGUCGUAUGUCAGCCUGAUCCUAUUCCUCGUCCUUUACGUGGGACACAAGCUUGUAUUCCGGACCAAGUUUAUCAACGUAUCUGAGGUGGACCUUGACCGCGAUAGAGUCAAGAACUAA
Molecule: messenger RNA, 1963 nt
Organism: Hypoxylon fragiforme
Lineage: Eukaryota; Fungi; Ascomycota; Sordariomycetes; Xylariales; Hypoxylaceae
Product: amino acid permease/ SLC12A domain-containing protein
Exons: 5
Coding region: 362-1963 (533 amino acids)
Biological process (GO): amino acid transmembrane transport
Cellular component (GO): membrane
Molecular function (GO): amino acid transmembrane transporter activity
Source: RefSeq, a predicted model, not a curated record